UAAUAAUAACAAUAAGAUAUCGCAAAGAUCAAAGCAAAUGAAUUCGACAGAAAUCUGAGAUUCGGCAAUAUAUAAAAGACGGGUUAUGUUCACCUAAAUUGUGUUUGGUAAAGACUGUCACUAUAUGUACUGAACCAGUCUUCGGCUUAUACCCACUGAAGAAGAGCAUUCAGGGGAGAUAAUUUAGUAAUGACUUAAUUCUGGAACGGUUGCGAAGAAAAACAAAUAAUGCGAGAAUAUUUAGUGCGAUUCGCUACACAAUUAUGAUGUCAUUGAUAUAACUUUUCCUGAGAUGAUGCACAGUACAUUACAUUUACAGACAAUGCCAUGUUGGUCGAUACCACACUCUUCAUUCAAGAGGCAGCUUUAGUGACAACAUGUCUUCUGGGAGACCAUCUAUUGAAGAGUUCAGUUACUAGACAACGUUACGUGGUGGCGGUGUGUGACAGUGUAACUCAUGGUCUCAUAGGCGGAAUAUCAUGGGCUAUACUCACAAAUGCAACACUGUGCCGUACUGACCUGUUCCAGUGCCUUGUAGCCAUGAUGUUGUCAAUGAUGGUGGAUGUGGACCAUUUCCUUGCUGCAGGAUCAUUAAGUCUCAAGGCAGCACUUUCACUCCCGUCCAGACCGCCAUUUCAUGCUUCAACAGUGAUCCUAGUAACAGACAUCAUCUUGCUCACCCUAGCAACCAUUUUGAAGUCUCAUAGACUCGUUACUAUGGCGAUGAUGUUCACCAUGUCCUGGUUCUCUCACCACCUGCGGGACGCGGAGAGAAGGGGCCUGUGGUUCUACCCCCUGGGGAACACUCCGCCCCUUCCAAAGACAGUUUAUAUUGGGAUUAUCGUUUGCAUGACAAUAGUUUUUAGAUAUUUAUUCCUGUAUUAUGUAAGGCCUAUAGCAAGAGAAAAAAUUGUUCAAACUGAUGGAAUUGUUUGAAGAAUAAAAUCUGUGAUAUGAUUUGUGAUAACAUCUUAUUUGUUUUGAAAAGUAUACGUGUACGCAUAAUAUAUUCAAUUAGUUUGAUUUUUGUUAGGUACCAAUGAAACCUUUUUUGUCAACGUUGUCUAAAAUUGUUUUGGAUAUUGAAGAAGAAAUACGUUUAAAAUAU
This is a messenger RNA of Dreissena polymorpha, 1108 nucleotides long. RefSeq names its product transmembrane protein 267-like. The transcript has 4 exons. NCBI's taxonomy places the organism in Eukaryota, Metazoa, Mollusca, Bivalvia, Myida, Dreissenidae. Bases 328 to 936 code for a protein of 202 amino acids. The record is from RefSeq and is a predicted model, not a curated record.